Molecule: messenger RNA, 456 nt
Organism: Diaporthe batatas
Lineage: Eukaryota; Fungi; Ascomycota; Sordariomycetes; Diaporthales; Diaporthaceae
Product: ribosomal 40S subunit protein S13
Exons: 4
Coding region: 1-456 (151 amino acids)
Biological process (GO): translation
Cellular component (GO): ribosome; nucleolus; cytosolic small ribosomal subunit
Molecular function (GO): small ribosomal subunit rRNA binding; structural constituent of ribosome
Source: RefSeq, a predicted model, not a curated record
AUGGGUCGUCUUCACUCCAACGGAAAGGGAAUUUCGGCUUCCGCCGUCCCCUACAGCCGCAGCGCUCCAUCGUGGCUCAAGACCACCCCCGACCAGGUCGUCGACCAGAUCUGCAAGCUGGCCAAGAAGGGUGCCACCCCCUCCCAGAUCGGUGUCAUCCUGCGUGACUCCCACGGAAUUGCCCAGGUCAAGGUCGUCACCGGUAACCGCAUUCUGCGCAUUCUCAAGUCCAGCGGCCUCGCCCCCGAUAUUCCUGAGGACCUGUACAUGUUGAUCAAGAAGGCCGUUGCCGUCCGCAAGCACCUCGAGCGCAACCGCAAGGACAAGGACUCCAAGUUCCGCCUUAUUCUGAUCGAGUCCCGUAUCCACCGUCUGGCCCGUUACUACAAGACCGUCGGUGUCCUGCCCCCUACCUGGCGCUACGAGGCUGCCACCGCUUCCACCCUCGUCGCCUAA